GUCGGUGUCGCAGAAAAUGUCGUAUUGGCCGCUCUCAGGUUACCCUGCUUUAAUUGUUUUCAGCGAGGAGGAAGUGCAUUUGUCCUGUUGAAAAACUAGUGAAAGGGCUUGAGUAGCUAAAUAGGGAUGGAUGAUAAUUAACUGCUUUGCAAAUACGCUCGACUUUGGCGCAUAAGGCAAAAAGUAACCUGUAGAAUUCAGCAGCUUAAAGUGAAAUAAAUACAUACACAUUUGUACACAUAAGCAAAUACGUGCGUAUACGUUUAUAUGGACACGAAAUCGUAGCGAGAUAAUCGCUAAGUGUACGCGUAACCCGUGCAAGCAGAAUUUUUUUAUUCCCGCUAAGAGCAGAAAAAUCUGGUCGUCUUGUCAACGGGAAGGGACAUUGACAUGUCUGAGAUACCGUUACUAUUUUCACCAUGGAAUGUCAGUUCUCCAGGAACAUAUCGUGAUUUCUUUAAUCCAAAUAUUUGUCAUCUUUGCAAGAGAGAUCCUAAAACAUCGUCGUUCUAUGGUGAUAAUUACAAUAUAAAUUGUUCGUGCAAUAUAAUUCUUUACUGUACCAACAAUCACAAAUCAAAACAUAUCAGGAGAACUGGAUCAAGUCGAGGAAAGACCUUUUACAUUUAGUCAAAGCGGAGUUGCAACGUGAUAUGAAGCCGUACGAAAUGCAGAUGAUCCUGUUUACUAAAUCGUGUUUUAUUUGUCAUGAACAGUAUAAUCUCCAAACUUGUACGGAGUGUUAUAGCGUGAACUAUUGUUUGAAUCAUGUAAUAGCUAUGAGAUAUCAUAAAUUUUAUAAUUGCGCCAAAUUGAAGUCUUGUCUUGAGACAGAUCAAUACUUACAUAAUGUAUCAUUAUUUUAUAAUAGAUUCAUUGAUGUUGAUUAUGCUGGUAUACAUAAUGUUGUAAACAUGCAACAAUUCGCUGAAAAAUUUAUGACUUUUCAAUCUGAUCAUUUAAAGAAAUUCUAUUCUGAUUACUUAUCAGGACCGUUGACAUUGCAUUAUGGAAUAAUGAACGAUUAUCUCCAUAUACAAGAUUCCCAUUAUGUCGUUCAUAUAAUAUAUGCAAAUGUUUUAGAUGCACAAUAUAUACUAGCCUGGGAAAUUAUGCUGCAUAUUUUACCUGCGGCACUAAAGCAUUUAGAAGUUGUAUUAGUAGGAUCAGAAAUGCAGGCCGUACACAUAAAUGUCGAACUUUGUUCGAGAUGCAAACAGCUUAAGAAGAAAUUCGGAGUACAAAGUUAUCGCAUCUCCUUUUACGAUUAUGUUAACAUUAUGCUUCCACGUGAACCACCAAAUGUAAUUAUAGCAUUUGAAGCAGAUAUUAGUGAAUGGGAUUUAAGAGCGAAAAUAAUUUCAAAAUUAAACAGUCAAUCUUGUCCACUUAUUGUAACGACCGGAUCGUAUGCCAAAUUUCAGAGGAAUAGGCAGGAGUUAAGUAAAAUUGCGCGUGCACCAUUAAAUUUAAUAUCAAUCGAAAAUAAAUUUAGUUCUCUUAGAGCAUAUAGGAAUUUGGAGAAUAGUGACGUGUCUAAUCGUAAUCAGUUUCUAAUUAUCUUUAGGAGUUUAAGAGGUUUAUUCAAUUCAUAUAAUGAAUCGGUUAAUGAUAAUGUUGAGGCUCAAUUCUCGAAAAAUGUCGUAUACGAUAUUUCAUAAAUGUCACCAAAUAUCACGAUUCUUAGCAAUUGCCCCAUUGAUCAAAUAUCGAUAUUUCUCACACAUUUCCGAGAAUUGAGCCUCUGGUCCUUUAUAUUGGUAGAACUUUUGCGAGAUUGAAUGUCUGGAGAUCAUUAUUAUAAUAGAUACAAGUAAAAAUAUACAAUGUUGAUAAUAUUUUUGCGCAGCGAUACACCUACUAUAGUUUCAAAUUGCAGCCAAUGUAAAAAAUUUUAUAAAUUUGUUUUUUCAUACCACUUAAAACUUUUGUAUAUG
Harpegnathos saltator (Jerdon's jumping ant) is the source of this 1937-nucleotide messenger RNA. RefSeq lists its product as uncharacterized. The coding region runs from base 654 to 1661 and encodes 335 amino acids. Lineage: Eukaryota; Metazoa; Arthropoda; Insecta; Hymenoptera; Formicidae. The transcript has 4 exons. The record is from RefSeq and is a predicted model, not a curated record.